AAAGAGUAGAAAGUGUCCGUUGCGCCCGGGUGGAUCUUUCCAGAGCACUGAUGUUGGAACACUCCUCUGAGCUGGCCCUGGUGCAGAGUCUGUAUGCCAACAGCAUGCGCUGCCCCCCCUCUGCAGCCGGGAUCUCUGUCAGGAAUGAGGACCUGCCUAUGAGCAACGGCAGCAAGAUGAACGGGUCACUGGAGCACAUGGACCAGCCAGACCCAGAUACAAUCAAAAUGUUUGUGGGACAGAUUCCACGUUCUUGGACAGAUACGGAACUGAAAGAGCUUUUUGAGCCCUUCGGACCAGUGUACCAGAUCAACAUUCUUCGAGAUCGCACCCAGAACCCUCCUCAGAGCAAAGGAUGCUGUUUUGUAACUUUUUAUACAAGAAAAGCUGCACUGGAGGCCCAGAAUGCACUGCACAACAUAAAGACCUUAACUGGGAUGCAUCAUCCUAUCCAGAUGAAACCUGCUGACAGCGAGAAAACAAGUGCAGUGGAAGACAGAAAACUCUUCGUGGGAAUGGUUUCAAAAAAAUACGGCGAGAACGAGGUCAGAAUGAUGUUCUCGUCUUUUGGACAGAUCGAAGAGUGCCGAAUCCUCCGAGGCCCAGAUGGUCAGAGCAGAGGCUGUGCGUUUGUCACAUUUGCUACCAGGGCAAUGGCACAGAAUGCAAUCAAAACCAUGCAUCACUCUCAAACUAUGGAGGGCUGCUCCUCGCCUCUGGUGGCGAAGUUUGCCGACACGCAGCGGGAUAAGGAGCAGCGCCGCCUGCAGCAGCAGUUCGUGCAGCAAAUCCAGCAGAUUAACAAUGCCCCCUGGGGGAACCUGGCAGGGCUUGGGACCCUGACACCACAGUACCUAGCUUUGCUCCAGCAGGCCACGUCGACCACUAAUCAAAGCAGUUUCAAUGGCCUUCAGAGGCUAGGAGGAGGUGUGAACCCUCUUCAGCUGCAGAACUUGGCCACAUUGGCAGCAGCCGCAGCUGCAGCCCAGAGUUCUGGCAGCCCGAGUUCAACCAAUCCUCUGUCUACGAACAGCGGCGCUCUGGGGGCUCUGGCCAGUCCAGCGGGGUCAACAGCAGGGUCCAGUGCUGGUGCUGCCAUGAACACCUUGGCUUCUCUGGGCACACUGCAGGGUCUGACUGGCACCUCUAUGGGCCUCAACAACCUUAACGCGCUCACAAGCAGCGUUGGUGGUAUGGGGGCCAUGAAUGGUGGCCUAGGAGCCUCCUUGGCCAACGGGUCGGCUGCCAGCUCCAUGGACGCUCUGACCCAGGCCUACUCAGGGAUGCAGCAGUACACAGCUUCCGCCCUCCCCUCCCUCUACAGCCAGUCUCUGCUGCAGCAGAGCAUGGCUGGCAGUCAGAAGGAAGUAGGGCCAGAGGGCGCCAACCUGUUCAUCUACCACCUGCCACAGGAGUUUGGGGACCAAGAUCUUCUGCAGAUGUUCAUGCCUUUUGGAAACGUGGUCUCUGCCAAAGUCUUUAUUGACAAACAGACCAAUCUGAGCAAAUGCUUUGGGUUCGUCAGCUACGACAAUCCCGUGUCUGCGCAGGCUGCCAUUCAGGCCAUGAACGGUUUCCAGAUCGGAAUGAAGAGGCUGAAGGUUCAGCUGAAGCGCUCCAAGAACGACAGCAAACCCUACUGAUCCUAGGCUGGGGGUCUCCCCCCCUCCCCAGCUCUAAUGCUAGCACUGCUAGGAACAAAUCUCCAUGCCUGUUUGCUCAUCAUUAGCCUAGCAUGUCUUCAUGAUGUUGAAAGCCAAGCCAAACCCCCCUCCCCUCUGGCCUCAUCACCCCACCAUUGUCUGUGAUGUCUCUCUAAGCUCGCCUGACCAAUACCUGGCCACCCACUGACCCUGACCUUAGCUCAACCUGAUUUCUCUGCAUGUAUAUUCAUGUUUUUGUGUUUUAUUUUGUUUGUUUCUUUGCUUUUUUUUUUCUCUGUAUAGAAAUGUGAAGGGCAGGAGAGAGGUCAAGCAAUUUAUUGUGAAAUUAUUAUUUUUGUUGCGAAUGUUUUAAGAGGGAAAAAAACCUGUGGGAUUUCUAACUUUUAAUUUAGCGACUUUUUUUUUACGUUGCUUACUUUUUUUUUACCUCUCUCAGUAAAGUUCACUUGAAGGUUAAAUACAGGGAUUGGCAUCCAGCUGUGCUAUCUGGUGCCAUUAGCAAUAUUUUGGCUUCUUAAAAAUAAAAGAAAAAGGAAAACUUAUCCUACAGACCACUUUCCAACACUUUUUUGAAAGCUUGACCAGGAAAAAUCCCUCUCGAUCUGUAUUGAUCUCUACAUUACGUGGGCAGUGUGACGAUUUUACAUCAAAGCUCCUUAAAAAUUUUAUUUCCAAAAAUUCUUCUGUGUAUUUACUUUUUUUUUCUUAAACUAUCGAUGGCACAAUAAAAGGUACAUUUGCUCUGAGAGAAAUGACUACCUACACGAGUCGACUUUUUUAGAACUGAUUCACAAAUAGACAAUCUGUGGUUUAAAUGCACACUUAGAUUACCUAUAUUUUAUACCAUUGAAUCUAUAGAGGUUUAACUAACAGAACCCAGGCGCAACUUUGGGUUUUUUGUAGAUUUAUGUUGUAUUGUCAUCUGUGUUGGAGGGGAGGGGGCGUUCAGUUGUAUUACUACUUUUUUUUUUCCUUUUUAAAGAUGACUAAAGAUCAGUUUAAUCAGCAUGACUGUUUGGGGAUAUUUGUAAAUUUAAAGAAGUCAAAGAAAAAAAUUGAGUUUGAACAAUUUUUUUUUAAAGGAUGACAUUUUGAGGCUAAUUGUUAAGUGUUCAGCUUCCAUGGUACGUCUUGUUAACUUUCUGUGAAAUUUCCUCCUGACUAAUGUUUGACUUUUGGUUCAGUUCUGAUGCCUCCAUGUUUGAAAGAUUUACAAAAUCUGUUCAUACAGACGCUAGACAAUGUUUUGUUAGAGUUUUGAAGUGCCCAUGUGUCAAACUCAGUGUUUUUUUUUAAUACACACCUUUGUUUUUGCUGUAUCAUUUAGUUUUUCUUCACACACACACUGCGACACACACACUUAGUGGUUUGAACAAGUGGGAGCCCCUGAAGAAGAGAUCAUUCGGACACAACACAACCUGUGGGUCUCCGCACAUUUAUUAAUUUUUUUAAUGCAUGUUUAAGCUUUUUAUCCUAUUUCUUUAUUUUGAAGUGAGGUCUCAGUUUUACAUCGCACGGCACAUUUAAAAACAAAAACAAAACAAAAAAAGACAAAAAAAAAAAAAGACUAAAUCCACCACAAUUGUGUUGGUGUACAAAAACAUUCCAUUACUCUGCACCAAGUUUACACUUUUUAUCAGGGUGAAAUCUUUCUCUGUUGUGCUACACGUUGUUUAAAAACAAUGCCCUGGUUUAAAAAAUAAAAGACAAAAAAAAUAAUUAAAAUCACUCUCUCUCCCACCCCACCACCAAAAAAUACAAGUAAAAGGGGUCCCAAAAACUGCUCACCUGGUGGCGCUAAAGAGUUGUCAACUCAGGGGUUUUUAUGUGUUUGAAACUCAACAACGCAGGACACACAAAAAAAUGCACAAUUUUCACUAUUUGACCUUUUUACGUUUAGAUUCUUAUUUUCCCCCUUCACCCUAAAACUCAUUAAUAUUAUAAAAAAAAACAAUUUGAAACACUGCUCAAAGUGUUCUAGUUUUGUAAGGAAAAUGUUAAGCACAAUUUGUGGGAGUUGAAACACUUUGACAGAAUGUGGUGUGUGUGAUUUUGAUCCCCAACCUUUUCAAGGUACCACCGAUUCUUUUUAAUUUUUUUUCUUCUUUGAAUAUACUAUGGGCAUGUGCUUUUUACAGUGUUUUUUCUAUCCAAAUGCAAUACAAUAUUCAAAGUGCCAUAUAUGCGUCUAGAAACUGCCUACACAUUCUUAUUAGGCCUUGGUUUAGAGAUUGCUGCAGUUCGCCUUUUUUUUUUUCUCUCCUUUGGUUUGUUUAUGCCAGAGUCAUGAAAGCUCUUAUCACCUGAUGAUGUCCCCCUUCUCCUCACCCCCCGUCCCCUCUUUACUCUGUGUGUUAUUGGUAAUUGUAUUUUGUGAUGUACUCAUUUUGAACAGUUGGUUGGUUUUAAAGCAUUGUAGAUAAACAAUAAACUUCCCUUCUACAUUUGAAAGAUUAAAUGUCUCUGUUAGUGAACACGAGUGCUGCGAUACCAACCGGGGUUUUUUUUUUUUUUUUGUGUCGGCGAGUUCAACUAAUUUGAGAAAGAAAAAGAGCUGAAAAUUGGGGUUUUGUGGAUGAGCGUGUCGAACGGGACACGAGUGAAGCGACGCAGUUUUCGGGUUUUGCUGUGAAACGACAGAACCAAAAAAACAAACAACUUUGAAAAGUGAAAUUCAAAAAGCACAGUGUGUAGUCACAGCCAUCCCAACAGGAACUCACUUCAGGGGCUUCCAUCACCAAUCCUGAUCAGCUCUAACAAUCACUUUGUUUUAUUUUCCUCUGGUUUUCCCCACAUAUUUUAUUUUCUUGGUGUGGUGAGCUUUGCAUUUCUAUAAAUAUUGGUCUGACAAGUUUAAAAAGAAAAACAAACAAAAAAAAAAACCCCUUCUGAUAAUCAAUACUUUACUAGGUGUUUUGUCUUGUCUUGAGGAAAGCCAAAGUGAUGCAUUUUGAUGUUAGAAACAGUCCAGUUUUCUUCAGUUUUUUGGGGGUGGGAUUCAAAAAAGACACAAACAGGCAAAUUUCUACAGCUGGUUGUUCAUAUGGAUUUUUGUACCAGUGACGCUUUUUAUAUUGGGGGAAAAUUAAACAAAACUUAUUGAAGAGAAAAAAAUUGGCUGGCUGCUUUAAAGUAGCCUGUUCUUGAUUUUUCUGGCUUUUGGUAAAGUCCAAAUAAUUAUUUUCCCCUUAUUUUUUUCUUUAGCCCCUAAAAGACGCCUGGUUUUGAUUUAUCUUGAUCCUGGUCUUGGUUUAACUCGGAUCUGUUUUAGUUUAGUUUUUGGGGAGGGUUGGGAUCCUCUAUAAUCGUACGUUUCAUGUUAGUAUUUGUGCUUUCCACUUAAAUUUAAUGGUCAGGGUUUUUGACAACUUGUGUGGAUAAUUGUUUUUACUUCAAGUUAACUGAGUUUGAGCCAUGAUUUUAAAUUGUGUAGUUUUCUUUUUGUUUUUGUUUUUUCCUAUUUUAGAGGAGUGCAUAGCUGAAGACUGUUUUUCUUUGAGUUUUUCUUGUUUUGGUCAGUGUUUCUGUGUGGUGUGUUUCUUUACCUCUGUCUUGAAAUUAAACCAUUUCCCUUAAUAUGAA
Austrofundulus limnaeus is the source of this 5246-nucleotide messenger RNA. RefSeq names its product CUGBP Elav-like family member 2. Gene Ontology annotation, molecular function: RNA binding. The transcript is spliced from 14 exons. The coding region runs from base 51 to 1643 and encodes 530 amino acids. The record is from RefSeq and is a predicted model, not a curated record. Lineage: Eukaryota; Metazoa; Chordata; Actinopteri; Cyprinodontiformes; Rivulidae.